Molecule: messenger RNA, 4133 nt
Organism: Brassica rapa (field mustard)
Lineage: Eukaryota; Viridiplantae; Streptophyta; Magnoliopsida; Brassicales; Brassicaceae
Product: probable WRKY transcription factor 19
Biological process (GO): defense response
Molecular function (GO): ADP binding
Source: RefSeq, a predicted model, not a curated record
AACUCUGUAAUGAAUUUAAUUAUUUUAUUUUUAAACACCUCAUAAAUUCAUAAUUUAUCAUUAUUAAAUGUUGAAAAUUUAUUGCAAAAAAAAAUGGAAGAAAUAUUUAAUUGCAUUUACUAGUAAAGUGUGUUCAAUUUUCUCCAUAAUCAUUUCCAAGUUGCAAACAACUUUUUUUUUUCCCCUAAAACGAAUGAAAGAGUAAAAAGAUAUUGAUAGCUCCGAACAAUAAUGGAAACAUCGGAAAAUCCGGCCGGUGGAAAAUCAGCCGCCGAUCAAAUAAAGAAGGAUCUGAGAGUCCAGAACGCUAGUCUUAGCUCUUCAUCUCUCAGUGACACCCCGGAAUUAAAAAAACCGCGUACCCUAACCGAAUCGCCGUCAUGGGAGGACUUUCAAAGUCCUCGAUUAUCACGCCGUCGUAGACGUCUGGAGUUCAAGCUUCGUUUCAUAAACUCGCCGCGGCCGGUUGUAUUCACGUAUUCUAAUAUCAAGGCUAAAGACGGUUCUUCGUUGGCAGUUGAGCUCGUCAAAGUAGCCACGGACAGGAGAGUUACUUCGGGCCCGCUAUCGUCCUCUCAGAUUGAGAUCGUGGCGCUGGACGCGGGGUUCACGGCGGGAAGCUGGACCUUGGAAGAGUUCAAUCGGAAGAUUGUCAUGCCGCGGGAAGAUAAACGACUGUUACUUACCGGAGAUCUGAUCCUGACGCUUAAGGACGGGGUCGGAGUGAUCGAAGAUGUAUCUUUCACCGACGCCUCAAGCGGGUUGGUGAGCCAAAAGUACCGAUUAGGGGCUAAACCGAUCAAGGGAGGAUUUUUGGAGGCGAGAAGUGAAGCCUUUGUAUGUCGAUACCAUCCAAGGGAAAAUAUUGAUACUGUAGCAGUUUAUGGGUUUGAAAAGCAUUAUCCUCCCUAUCCGCAGAGUGAGGUCUGGAGGCUGGAGGGAAUCCCAAAAAACGGGGUUGAAGCAUCGCUUUUGGCGGAAGACGAUAUUCAUACCGUCAAAGACAUUCGCCGUCGUAUUGCAAUAGAUCCAGACGCCUUACACCAGAUACUUGAGGAAUGUCUGUCAAAGGAAACUCUGGACACGAUUGUAUCCCAUGCAAUGCAUUGCGUGUUGGAUGGCGACAAGUUUUAUGCCUACGAAGUGAAAGACCAGGGAGUAUUUCUUCUGUUCAACUCUUUUUACGAGUUAGUACAAGUGUCGUUCGAUGGAGUCACCUCACUAAACUGCCAUCAGUUGACUUCCAACCAAAAGGAACUUAUUAACCAUAUGAAGCCUGAAGCUUAUAAAAAUGUUGAAUUGUUUGUCCCUGUGUAUAGAUCGGACUCUCUGGAUCAUAAUACAUUGUGGCAGAGCAACUGUCUAGCACCAGAGUUUUCAGCAUUUGGAAGUGAUGACUCUGAUAUAUAUCAAAUUCGUCCCACAGACCCACCAUGUGUUUCACUCGACAAGUAUGAUGUCGUCAUCAGAUACGAUGAAUCAGAGAUGAGCAAUGGUUUCAUCAGCCAUCUCCAUGCUGCCCUCUGCCAGAAAGAGAUUUCAGUCGCACGAGCUUCCCUAUCCAAACCAGUGGACGUAGUUCCAAAAUGUAGGGUUAUGAUCACAUUCUUAAACUAUAAGUGUGAUUCUUAUGGCCUCCUUGAAUUUAGUGAACGCCUUCUAAAGAAGGAGGUACAGGCUUCUCAGAUUUUUUACAGACUGACACUACGUCAUUCGAUCGAUGAAAGGAAGAAACUUGAGAGAUUUUCCUUCCAAUACCAGAAAAGAAUGUGGUGGAAUGUUUUGCAAAAAGUAGCUCAGGAGCCCGACGAAAUAGUAAUAGCCAUGUCUGAGUCUGAGCUUAUGCGUAAGAUUGUCAGAGAUGUUUCUAAGUUGCUUUGUGACAAUGAUAAGGAGAAGAUGAUUGGUAUGGAUACGCAAGUAGAUGAGGUCUUGUCGCUACUACGCAUUGAGUCCCUAGAUGUUCGCGGCAUAGGUAUAUGGGGCACGGCUGGUAUAGGAAAGACAGCCAUUACUGAAAAAAUCUUUCGCAGAAUCUCUGUCCAAUACAAAACUUGCGUCUUCCUGAAGAACCUUCAUGAACAAGUAGAAGAAAAGGGGCAGGUUACUAUGAGGGAGGAAUUUUUGUCUAAAAUCUUAGAGGUCGAAGCAUCACUGUUGCGGAUUUUCGACAUUAACAAGUCUUUCUUGAGGAGCAAGCUUCGGUGUAAGAAGGUUCUUGUUGUUCUUGAUGAUGUAAAUGAUUGUAAGGAUAUUGAAACCUUUCUGGGGGAUCUAAAAUAUUUGGGUGGAGGAAGCAGAAUAAUCAUAACCUCUAGAAAUAGGCGAGUGUUCGUGCAGACUGAAAUGGAUCAUAUCUACGAGGUCAAGCCAUUAGACAUUUCCUCGUCUCUGCGAUUUCUUGAUGAUGGUACAUCAAUGACAUCAGCUAAUUACAGGAAACAGUCACUUGAGCUAGUCAUAUAUGCAAAUGGAAAUCCAGAAGUUCUUCAUUAUAUGAAGAGCAGAUUCCAAAAAGAAUUUGACCAGCUAUCACAAGAAGUUCUGCAGACCUCUCCCAUCUGCAUUCCACGUAUAUUGAGGAGCUGUUACGGACUUGACGAAAAUGAGAUGAAUAUACUUUUGGACAUUGCAUGUUUCUUUCGAAAGAUGGAUAGAGACGGCGUUGCAAUGUUGCUCGAUGGCUGUGGUUUCUUUGCACAUGUUGGAUUUAGAAACUUGUUUGACAAGUCGCUGUUAACCAUAUCACACAACUUACUGAACAUGCACAGGUUUAUCCAGGCUACUGGUCGAGAGAUUGUUCGCCAGGAGUCAGGUAACGAACCAGGAAAGCGCAGUAGGUUGUGGAAUGCAGAAGAAAUUAUGGAUGUAUUCUUAAAUGAUACUGGUACAUCAGCUAUUGAGGGUAUUUUCCUGGACAUCCCGAGAAGGAAAUUUGAUGCAAAUCCCAAUAUAUUUGAGAAAAUGCGGAACCUUAGACUGCUAAAGUUUUAUUACUCUGAAGUGAUAAACAGCGUUGGAGUAUCUUUACCUCACGGUCUGGAAUAUUUGCCAGGCAAGCUAAGGCUUCUCCAUUGGGAGUACUAUCCUUUGAGUUCCUUGCCGCAGAGUUUUGAUCCAAAGAACCUUCUAGAGCUUAACUUGCCAAAUAGCUGUGCAAAGAAACUCUGGAAAGGAAAAAAGAGUCUGGAAAAGCUGAAAAAGAUGAGACUUAGCUACUCCUGCCAGUUAACAAAAAUCCCAAGAUUUUCAAGUGCGCCAAAUCUCGAGCUUCUUGAUCUUGAAGGUUGUAACAGUUUGGUGAGCAUCAGCCAGUCUAUCUGUUAUCUUACAAAGCUUGUUUCUCUGAAUCUGAAGGACUGCUCGAAGCUGGAAAGUAUACCAUCUACGGUUGUUUUAGAAUCUCUUGAGGUUUUGAAUAUCUCUGGCUGCUCAAAGCUAAUGAAUUUUCCAGAGAUUUCACCAAAUGUGAAACAACUCUACAUGGGUGGGACUAUUAUACAAGAAAUACCGCCAUCGAUCAAGAACCUGGUAUUGCUUGAGAUACUAGACCUGGAAAACAGCAAACACCUCGUGAAUCUUCCAACCAGCAUCUGCAAGUUGAAGCAUCUUGAAACACUAAAUCUCUCAGGCUGCUCAAGCCUUGAGCGGUUUCCUGGCUUGUCUAGAAAGAUGAAAUGCUUAAAGUCUCUUGAUUUAAGCAGGACGGCCAUUAAAGAGUUACAUUCCUCUGUUUCAUAUCUGACUGCUCUUGAAGAACUGAGACUUACAGAGUGCCGGAACCUCGCAAGCUUGCCUGAUGAUGUGUGGAGCCUAAGAUUCAAGGUUGAAUUCCGCCAAAUUGACACAGAGAAGUUUUCACGACUGUGGAAUAGAUUAGGAUGGCUUAAGAAAGUUCAGAUUUCUUAGUUUCUUCUUCUAUGAACCCUGGAAUGGACACAACAAAGAUCGUUGCUAGUUUCUCCAAUGUAAUGGCAGACCCGUGAGUGUGAAAUAGAGCUGUGUUAGAAUCUCGAUAUCGUAAUACUUUCACUCUGUAACAAACUCUCAGUCCUCUCUGUAGUGAUGUUAAAUCCAGAGCCAAGGUGCUAACCCUCUUUUGUUUAGUAUAAAUCUAGCCCUAUUUUAAUCCA